Patella vulgata (common limpet) is the source of this 1483-nucleotide messenger RNA. RefSeq names its product zinc finger protein 271-like. Gene Ontology annotation, biological process: regulation of transcription by RNA polymerase II. Lineage: Eukaryota; Metazoa; Mollusca; Gastropoda; Patellidae. The record is from RefSeq and is a predicted model, not a curated record. Gene Ontology annotation, cellular component: nucleus. The transcript has a single exon. The coding region runs from base 12 to 1061 and encodes 349 amino acids. Gene Ontology annotation, molecular function: RNA polymerase II transcription regulatory region sequence-specific DNA binding; DNA-binding transcription factor activity, RNA polymerase II-specific.
UAAAGCGUCACAUGGAAACGCAUACUCAUACCAGAGCAAAACCUUAUAAAUGUGAUGUUUGUGGUAAGUCAUUUACCUAUAGAAGUAGUCUACAGAGACACAUGAGAGUUCAUAGUGGACAAAGACCUUAUAAAUGUGAUGUUUGUAGUAAAUCAUUUAGUCAUUUAGGUAAUCUACAGAAACAUGUGAGAAUUCAUACUGGUGAAAAACCUUAUAGAUGUGAUGUUUGUAGUAAAUCUUACCACACUAGAUGUAAUCUCCAGUCACACAUGAGAAUUCAUACUGGUGAAAAACCAUAUAAGUGUGUUGUUUGUAGUAAGUCAUUCAUUCAGAGUAGUGAACUACAGAUACACAUGAGAAUUCAUACUGGCGAAAGACCAUAUAAAUGUGAUGUUUGUAGUAAAUCAUUCACACAAAGUAAUGAUCGAUGGAAACACAUGAAAAUUCAUACCGGCGAGAAACCUUAUAAGUGUGAUGUUUGUCAUAAAUCAUUCACUGCCAGAAAUACUCUACAGUCACACACAAGAAUUCAUACAGGUGAAAAACCUUAUAAGUGUGAUGUUUGUAGUAAAUCAUUUAGACAGACUAGUGAUUUGAAGAAACAUGUGAGAAUUCAUACAGGCGAGAAACCUUAUAAGUGUGAUGUUUGUCAUAAAUCAUUCACUGCCAGAAAUACUCUACAGUCACACACAAGAAUUCAUACAGGUGAAAAACCUUAUAAUUGUGAUGUUUGUAGUAAAUCAUUUAGACAGACUAGUGAUUUACAGAAACAUGUGAGAAUUCAUACAGGUGAAAAACUUUAUAAGUGUGAUGUUUGUCAUAAAUCAUUCACUGCCAGAAAUACUCUACAGUCACACACAAGAAUUCAUACUGGUGACAAACCUUAUAAAUGUGAUGUUUGUAGUAAAUCAUUUACCCAGACUAGUGAUUUACAGAAACAUGUGAGAAUUCAUACUGGUGAAAGACCUUAUAAAUGUAAUGUUUGUAGUAAAUCAUUUACCCAGAGUGGUAGUCUGCAGAAUCAUAUGAGAAUUCAUGCAGGAGAACAACUUUGUAACUGAGUUUUGUGACAAAUGAUUGAAUUAGAGUCGUACUCUACAGAAGCACAAGAACUCGUACUGGAUAAAAAUGUUUUCCCUAAAUCUAACAGAGGGAGAGAGAGAUAUGGGGUUUAACGUCCUCGCGAUGAUCGAGGAAUCUAAUAAGCAUGAUUUUGAUUCCCCGGUUGUACCUGGCUAUGAGUGGGGUUUGCCUGUUCAACCUCGUGGGUUUCCUUCGGGUCCUCUUUUCCUCCCACUCCUAAAGACCCCUACGUGCAAUCAAAUUAUUAAAAUAGAAUUGAACCAUAUGUUAGUCCCGAGUGGACGUUCUCUAUCCCUUGUUCAUUUCCGAAACUUGGGGAUACAUGAAGUCGUAUAAUGAAAGAUGAAGUGGAUCUAUCCAACACGAAUAACUCAUAAUAUUAGAAGAUUGACCAUUUAUU